Molecule: messenger RNA, 602 nt
Organism: Solanum tuberosum (potato)
Lineage: Eukaryota; Viridiplantae; Streptophyta; Magnoliopsida; Solanales; Solanaceae
Product: scopoletin glucosyltransferase-like
Exons: 1
Molecular function (GO): UDP-glucosyltransferase activity
Source: RefSeq, a predicted model, not a curated record
CUUUUAUCUCCUGUUCUUUUUUAGUUCAUCAGCUGUUUUUUCUUAUCUAUUCCCUGGCUACCAUGGAUAAAAGAAGCGAUCAACUUCACAUAUACUUUCUGCCUAUGAUGGCUCCUGGCCACAUGAUACCACUAGUAGAUAUAGCCAGGCAAUUUGCUAGACAUGGAGUGAAGGCAACCAUUAUCACGACUCCUCUCAACGCGUCUAAAUUCUCCAAAACAAUCCAAAGAGACAGAGAGAUGGGCAGUGAUAUUAGCAUCCGUACAGUCAAGUUUCCUUGCAAAGAAGCUGGAUUGCCGGAGGGCUGUGAAAACAUAGCUUCUACUACUAGUACACUGAUGUAUCUGAAUUUCAUCAUGGGCCUAUCGCUGUUUCAAAACCCAAUUGAACAGUUCCUUGAGGAAGACCAUCCAGAUUGUCUAAUAGCAGCCCCUCAAUUUUCAUGGGCUGUUGAUGUUGCAACCAAGCUGGAAAUUCCAACACUAGCUUUUAAUGGCUCUGGUUUUUUCCCUCUUUGUGCUUUACAUAGUUUGAUGGAACACAAACCUCAUUUGAAUGUUGAAUCCGAGAUGGAAGAGUUUGUCAUCCCUGGCCUUCCUGAC